Molecule: messenger RNA, 4229 nt
Organism: Osmerus eperlanus (European smelt)
Lineage: Eukaryota; Metazoa; Chordata; Actinopteri; Osmeriformes; Osmeridae
Gene: dennd2b
Product: DENN domain containing 2B
Exons: 20
Coding region: 206-3685 (1159 amino acids)
Biological process (GO): positive regulation of ERK1 and ERK2 cascade
Source: RefSeq, a predicted model, not a curated record
AGAGAGGGAGAGAGUUUUGGUUAGGGAGACACGACUCCCAGUCCAAAGCUAUGAGUAAGAGGCAGGUUUCCAACAUAUAGGCUAUUCGAGUUUUCUAGCAAUUUAAUUUACGGAUUGCAAUUCCAUUGAAUGGGAAAUUCUACUUUGAAGAUGAUCAUGGAAGAGAGGCGCUACUUUGAGAUGAGCGGGCAGUCUGAGAGAGACGAUGACUGCCAACAAGAGUGCCAAGGCUGCACCACGAUCAGGAGGCUGUAAAGUACCUCGCGACAUCCCAGAGAGGUGCCAGUCUGCGUCGCCUCCUCCCAUCCUCUCGGCCACCCAGGGGCAGCACCGCUCCCCACUUAGCGACGGCGAGGACUCCGGGAAGCAGAGCAGAUACGUGAGGACCGACGGCCGGCUGCUGGGGAAGGCCAGCUGGGGCAUCAAGGCCGGCAGCCUGCGCAGCGGCGCCUCCCUGUCCACCGCCUGGGACGCCCACAACCGCCUCGCUAAGUCCAAGAGCAUCAGCUGCCUGGACAACAAGCUCUCCAUCUACAAGCCCUCAGGCCCAGCCGCCCCUGUGGUUGGCCUGGAGGAGCAGGGGGACGAGGCCCAGAACGACACCCAGAAACAAGAGCGGCUCCCCGGGGGGGAUGGACUGAGCGACCGGCCCCUGAGCUGGAGCACCCUCUCUCUGGGACCGUCGACCAACCACGGCCACAAGCGCAGCCUCUCUCUCAGCCGCCCGGCCCCAGGCGCCUCCUCGGCCACCAUACGGAAGAAGAUCUCGGAAUGGGAGUGCAGGAGGGUGGCUCUGCCUAGGAUGAGCCUGUGUCUGGAGAAGAGGCCCGGGAGCGAGCGCGUCGGCGGCAGCGAGGGCUGCCCCAGCCUGCUGUCCUCACCCUGCAGCGAGAAGACCUUCAACUUCAAGGGGGUCCGGAGGAUGAGCACGGCCUUCUCCGAGUGCUCCUACCCCGAGACGGAGGAAGAAGAGGCUGCCUCGGACAGGGAGGGCCUGGGCCGCUUCCAGAAGAGGAUAGGCAAGAAAGAACCUUCCGGAAUAUUUCUGCGCUCCCUCUCCGCCCGCAAGGAUACAUCCGCCGUCCUCAACAGGAUACAGAAGAUCGAGCAAGCCCUGAAGGAGAGCCCCGGCCCGGCUCCUCCUCAGUAUCUCAACAACUGCUACGCGCCCGACAAGGCCAGACAGAAGUCUUUCACCAUAGGCGGGAUUGACGACCUAGACAGCGCGUGCACCAGCAAGCGCAGCAGUAUCUGCUCGGUGGCCACAGAGCCGGAUGCGCCCCCCCCCUCCUCCUCCUCCUCCAAGCUCUCCAAACUGAGACAGAGGUUCAGCGUGAGCUCGACCCGCUCCGAGAGCCCGGAGCCCCCCGCGCCGCUGACCCCGGGGGGCACGCCCGUCAACCCCCUGCCCAAACCCAAACGCACCUUCGAGUACGACGCCAACCGGAACCACAAGGGCACGUCGCCGAGCAACGGGCUGCCUGCCGGCGGCGCUUCCGAAUCGCCCCCGCCCCUGCCCUCCACGCCCGCCCCCAGCAUGAAGAGGGCGCCCAAGACAGACGGGAGCUCACCCAAGAGACUCCAGGAGAGGGAGUCAUGUGAGUCGGAGAACGCUGCCAGCCAGCCCUCCUCACACCCGUCCUCGCCCACAGAGAACGCUGCCAGCCAGCCCUCCUCACACCCGUCCUCGCCCACAGAGAACGGCACCGUCCCCGCCGAGUCCCGCAGUCGCCCCGGCUCCAAAAGCACUUUAGAGGAGAACGCCUAUGAGGACAUAGUAGAGAAGGAGAACCCGUACGAGGACGUGGACCUGAAGCGCAGGAGUCUGGGCCGCAAGUCUCGUCUCGCACCGGAGAGCAACCGCACUUGGACCUCCACGGACAGGAAACUCAACUCUCCUCCUCAGCUGCCCUCCAAGUCCAGCAGCCAAUCCCUGCGAUUGUCUGGUCCGGCGGACAGGAAGAGCCACCGCUUGUCCCGCCUCUCCAAGCGCCACAGCCACGACGACAUGCUGCUGCUGGGCGUCCCCCCGCCCCCCUGCGGCCUGCUGGACAACGGAGUGAGCAGCGCCAGCGACACCCUGACCUCCCGCAGGCAGCGCAGGAUCCCCAAGCUGGUCCAGAGGAUCAACUCCAUCUACUGUACCAAACGAGGCAAGAAGAGGCUGAAAAAACUCUCCUUGUCCAACAUUGAAACGGCAUCUCUCAGAGGAGAUGACAACAGCGAGAGUGAGAGCGACUCUGAUGACAGGUUCAAAGCCCACACCCAGAGGCUGCUCAAGCUGCAGUCUAUCCUGCGCCGGGCGCCCAGUUACCGCACCCUGGAGCUGCAGCUGAUCGAGUGGCAAGAGAGGGAGCUCUUCGAGUACUUUGUGGUGGUGUCUCUCAAGAAGAAGCCCACCAAGAACUCCUACUCUCCCGAGGUCUCCUACCAGUUUCCCAAGCUAGAGAGACCCACCAAGCAGAUGAGGGAGGCAGAGCAGAGACUCAAAGCCAUCCCUCAGUUCUGCUUCCCAGACGCCAAGGACUGGAGCCCUGUGUCUGAGUACAGCAGUGAGACCUUCUCGUUCAUGUUGACUGGAGAGGAUGGCAGCAGGAGGUUUGGCUACUGCAGGCGUUUGCUGCCCAGUGGGAAAGGACCUCGGCUUCCCGAGGUGUACUGCGUCAUCAGCAGAUUGGGCUGCUUUGACCUGUUCUCUAAGAUCCUAGAUGAGGUGGAGAGGCGCAGGGGGGUCUCGGCUGCCCUCGUGUACCCCUUCAUGAGGAGUCUGAUGGAGUCCCCCUUCCCUGCGCCGGGAAAGACCAUCAAGGUCAAGACCUUCCUGCCUGGAGCAGGAAAUGAGGUCAUUGAGCUGAGGAGACCCAUGGACUCCAGGCUGGAGCACGUGGACUUCAACAGCCUGUUCAGCUGCCUGGGCGUGCGCCAGGUGGUGAGGGUGUUCGCCUCCCUGCUGCUGGAGCGCAGGGUCAUCUUCGUGGCGGAUAACCUGAGCACCCUGUCCAGCUGCAUCCAUGCGGUGGUGGCCCUGCUCUACCCGUUCUCCUGGCAGCACACCUUCAUCCCCGUGCUGCCUGCCUCCAUGGUGGACAUCGUCUGCUGCCCCACUCCCUUCCUAGUGGGCCUGCUCUCCAGCUCGCUGCCCAAACUCAAAGAUCUGCCUGUGGAAGAGGCUCUCAUGGUAGACCUGGGAACUGACCGCUUCAUCAGACAGAUGGAUGACGAGGCCUCACUGUUACCAAGGAAACUUCAGGCGGCUCUUGAGCAAGCUCUAGAGCAGAGGAACGACAUCAUCAAUCAGGACUCUGACAGCGAGUCGGACGAAGAGUGCAACUCCCUGAACAGCCUGGUGUCGGAAGCCUUCAUCAGGUUCUUCCUGGAGACCAUUGGACACUACUCCCUGUUCCUCACUCAGAACGAGCGAGGAGAGCGCAUCUUCCAGCGCGAGGCCUUCCGCAAGUCUGUGGCCUCCAAGAGCAUCCGGCGGUUCCUGGGGGUCUUCAUGGAGUCCCAGAUGUUUGCUGGCUUCAUCCAGGACCGUGAGCUCAGGAAGUGCAGGGCCAAAGGCCUUUUUGAGCGGAGGGUUGAACAGUACCUGGAGGAGCUACCAGACACCGAGCAGAGUGGGGUCAACAAGUUCCUCAAGGGCCUAGGAAGUAAAAUGAAGUUUCUUCACAAAAAGAACUGAGGAUAUUUUCUACUGUACGUGCCAAAUACCAGACCAAUAGACCCUGUGGAACGACCGACUGCAAAUGAACAACCUGACACACCAAGACUGUGUACUCUGUAGAACUACUCACUCGUUUGUCAAUGUGUCGAAGAAUGGUCCAAACGUUUGUACAUAUGACUUCACUGUUUCACUGUUAUCACUGUGUGUGAUACCCUCCCGUGUAGCUUGGACUUUGGGUGUCUGGUACCCUUGUCUAUGAAGCUAGUUCUAGAAUGACGGUACUGAGUGAAUUUGCCUGUGAUCCAGAGUAACCACUGUCAUCUAGUCAGACUGACUGAGUGAAUGUGACCCUAUGUGAGGUGGAUGUAUAGUUUUCCAUGGAUCUGCCGAUGAUUUUCUAUUUGACAUCGGCGUAGUCCUCUCCUCUGCUGACAGAGCUGUACAACCGCACGGCUGGACGAGAGGCUUUUGUACAUGCAUUAACAUAUGAAGAAAACGACUGUAAAUGUUCAAAACAUGCAUCGCUUUGUAAAAUUCAGUAAUUAAACAUUCAUACGACUUC